UGUGUUCAAAGUUUGCUAUGCCUGUUAGAUAACUUGUAAUGCCAGUAUAUCGAUAUCUGGAAUGCUCUAGGAAUCCUAUAGAUUGGAUACGAUAUUGUGAUUUGCACAUAACAACAAUGGUCUCACAAACUGAAUGUCGUGUUUGUCAAGUGUGAUCUUACAUUAUGCAGUCACCAGACAACCAGCGGCGAUCGUCAUCUGGGAGCAAGCGGGCAUGGGAGUCACCUCCUAUUGACAGGAAUGACAACGGUGUCGUGAAAAUCGAACUAAAUCAAAUCGACAGGGGUGGAAAUAUGAAGUCGGGGAAGGUUUCACCGGUGGAUGACCGGCCUGCGACCGCAAACUCGCAGCAGAGAAAGUCAGCGUGGGAACGCGCUCAGGAGCGAUAUGAAAAGGAGGCUAAAGCUGUGCGGAGUAAAAAUAGCGAUAUCGAUGACACAGAGUUACUCUUACAAACGGGAACGUGUUGCAGCCUGACCACGGCAAUACGACUCUUCAAGUCGAAAAAAUUCAAAAAUCCAAAACUUGAGCGGUUGUACCAACGAUAUUUUUUCAAGUUGAAUCAGACGAACUUGACAGCAAUGAUGGCGCUACUGUGCACAUAUUGCGUAAUUAUGACGUGUUUUCAUUACAUCUGCGGUGACAUUUCCUUCAUCAAGGGAACUGUUCUUGGCGUAUUUUUCGUGAUGUACAUAGUAUUAGAAAUCUUGACCAAUCGGAGUGCGUUUAAUCAUGUGUAUAUGAUCGUGGUGUCAUGUACGAAUCUCGUCCUCCUCGGGAUUAUGACGUUUAUGGUUGCGCUGGACGUUAACCCUCGGAGUGCCAGCGAGGGCCUCUGGUGUGCCGUUUUCUUUAUUUAUCUGGUUUACACGCUCCUUCCGCUGCGGAUGCGUCUGUCUGUCCUCGGCGGGAUACUUUUAGCUGUGAUUCAUGUCGUUGUGGCAACGGUCAGGAAUUCUCAAGACCCAUUCUUGUGGAAAGAGAUUGUUGCCAAUGUGUUCAUCUUCAUCGCGACCAACAUCAUCGGGGUAUUCAUUCACUACCCAACAGAGGUCGCCCAACGUCAGGCAUUUAUCGAGACACGGAGAUGUAUCGAAGCACGCCUCACCACGCAGCGGGAAAAUCAACAACAGGAGAGGCUUUUGUUGUCAGUGUUGCCGAGGCAUGUUGCCAUGGAAAUGAAAGCAGACAUUGCUGGGAAGCCAAAAGAUACUAUGUUCCACAAGAUUUAUAUUCAGCGCCACGACAACGUCAGUAUCCUGUUUGCUGACAUCUGCGGUUUCACCUCGCUGUCGUCACAGUGCACGGCGCAGGAACUUGUUCAACUCCUGAACGAAUUGUUCGCCCGGUUUGAUCGUCUUGCCCAAGAGAACCACUGCCUCCGCAUCAAGAUCCUUGGCGACUGUUAUUACUGUGUCAGCGGGCUGCCCGAGGCCCGGCCCGAUCAUGCCCACUGCUGUGUCGAGAUGGGGCUUGACAUGAUUGAUGCCAUAGCCUUGGUUCGUGAUGUGACGGCAGUCGACGUCAACAUGCGAGUCGGGAUUCACAGCGGUCGCGUACACUGCGGCGUCCUCGGCUUACGCAAGUGGCAGUUCGAUGUGUGGUCAAAUGACGUCACUUUGGCAAACCAUAUGGAGGCUGGUGGCAUCCCGGGACGAGUUCACGUGACGCAGGAUACGUUAGGCUUCCUUGGCGAAGAUUACGAGUACGACGACGGAUGUGGUGCCGAGCGCAACACAUACCUGAACAAACACAAUUGUAAAACAUAUCUCAUCAAAGCGGACUCACAUCGGAUCACUAAGGAAACUAAGUCUCCGAUGCAGACACCAGGGGGCAGGGCAGUGGGGCGUUUGUCAAUGUCAGUGGACCGAUCUUUCACAAAUGGCAACAUUGCUAGGAAGAUGGGCUACACGGAUGACCCACAGAAAAAUAUUCAUAGCAAACUCGGUUACGGCGAUAACACGUGUAAAGACCCCGAAGAUGAAGUGAAUGAAUAUCUCGGCCGUGCCAUUGACGCUCGUAGCAUCGACAGAUUACGCUCCGAGCACUGUAAAGGCUUCUUCCUGACCUUCCGAAAACAAGACUUGGAAAUAAAGUACUCUAUGGUGCGGGACACCAUGUUCACUUCCCACAUGGCAUGUGCUAUGUCAGUAUUGGUGCUGGUUUAUAUUGUACAGUUAAUCAUAUUUCCAAUAUCGUGGCUCCUGGCUGUAUUGUUUCCAAUUUGUAUUUUCAUUCUUGUUCUCCUGCUUCUUCUAGUUAUGUCCGAGAAUUUACAAUGUAUGCCCAAAAGUGUGCGUGCCAUCUCGACGCGAGUAGCGGUCAGCCGCGUACUAAGUCAGCUCAUCUCAUCCUCGUCUGUCAUCCUAGUCUUCAUAUGCACGUUUUGUGAAAUGUUUCUGUUAGAUGUGACAAACGUCAAGGAGUGCGUCGCCACUAAAAGUGGCAUCGCUGUCGAAGACGUGAAUAUCACCUACGCUAAGUGGUCAAACGUUUCCCUUGGGGACGAGAAUGGACUGUGUCAUCCAACUGUCACAUCACACUUUCCUGAGUAUUUUACGUUCUGCGUCCUUAUCGCGAUGAUGUUGAGUGCAGUCUACCUGCACGCCAGCAGCAUGCUGAAGCUUAUGCUCCUCGUGGCGAUGAGUCUUCUUUAUCUAGUCUUGGUCGAGCUACCUUACGUGAACUUGUUUGAUAACCGCGAUUUCCUUGUCAACGUGAACGCAAACUAUGGUCUUGGAGUGCCGAUGUCCACGCUACCCUUGAAGUGGAUCACCAUCGUUGUGGUAGUCCUCUUCACAGUUGCAUUGUUUAUCCACGCACAACAGGUCGAGUCUACGGAGAGGCUUGACUUCUUGUGGAAGUUACAGGCCACAGAAGAGAAGGAAGAAAUGGAGAGCUUGCGGGCGUACAACAUGCGUCUGCUUGCCAACAUCCUCCCCAUCCAUGUCGCGGAACAUUUUCUCAAAGCACAAGUCAAGAAGGAUGAGGAUCUCUACUACCAAGAUAAUCAGAACGUCUGCGUCAUGUUUGCGUCGAUCCCGAACUUCUCCGACUUCUACAUGGAGCUCGAGGGGAACAACGAGGGCGUGGAAUGCUUGAGACUACUCAAUGAGAUAAUAGCUGACUUUGAUGAGAUUAUGGAGGAAGACAACUUCGCUGGGACAGAGAAGAUCAAAACAAUAGGUUCCACGUACAUGGCCGCGUCGGGUCUGACCCCGAAAUACAACCUGGCCGACAUGAGUCAUGUGUUGACUCUUGUCGAUUACGCAUUUGCUUUGAGAAAACAGAUCGCUAAUGUUAACAUGCAUUCCUUUAAUAACUUCAAGAUGAGAAUAGGCAUGAAUGUGGGACCAGUGGUAGCCGGCGUGAUCGGGGCAAGGAAACCACAAUAUGACAUCUGGGGGAACACAGUUAAUGUAGCCAGUAGGAUGGAUAGUACUGGUCAGCUGGACAGUAUACAGGUUACAGAAGAUUUGUACAAUAUCCUUGAGCCGCGUGGUUACAAACUGACGUGCCGUGGCGUGAUCAAGGUAAAGGGCAAAGGCGACAUGAAGACGUAUUUCCUCGAGGGACAGCCCGACGGACACUCAGAGUAUGCACCUCACGAUUCUAACGUCUAGAUCAGGAGGAUUGCUUGGUAGCGGUACAGCCAGACACUCGCGUAUCAGUAUGCACCUCUUCAGUGCUUAUGGUCAUGUGGGUACAAAUUGACCUGCCAUGGUGUGAUCAAGAUUGGAAAGACUCUCAGAUGUGCCUCAUGAUUCUAACGUCUAGAUCAUGAGAGUUACUUGGUGGGGCGUCAGCCGGUUAGUCACAAUGAGAAAGCACCUCGUGAGGCCCUAGAGUUAUAAGGGUACAAAUUGACCUACUCCAAUGUCUAAAUCAUAAGUGUUACUUGGUAGCGGAACAGCUGGAUUUUUUCAGUGCUUAUGAUCACAAGGGUACAAACUGACCUACCAUGGUCACUCAAAGAUUGGACAGACUCUCAGAUUAAAAAGCUGCAAAUAUUCCCCAGUGAACAGUUUGCCUACUGAGUCAUCAACCAAAUUACUCAGUAUUCUGUUUUCAGCUCAGCAAACAAGAUGUUUUUGUCAUUGCGACCUGCAUCAUGACAUCGUGACUACUGUGAUAGGAAAAUUGCAUUUAAUCUUCACGUUGUUUUGGCUUCAUUGCAGUGACAAAACUCUCCUGUUGGCAGGGCACUUUAUUCUUGGGGGUUAUCUUUUCUUACGUAUUGACGAAUCUGGAUGACUUCGUGCGGAACUCUUGCCCAAGAGUCGCAUCUUUCAAACUAGUUUCAAUCCAAGUUUUGUUAGUGAUAAAAAUGUUGAAUCUUUUGAAAAAGAUAUUGAUGUGUACAUGUGCAUGUAGCUAGCAUGUUUUUCCAAAUGAGGGUCACACUAAUUGAUAUGUAAGUAAAUGUGUGAUUCAUGGAUGUCUUAUCAUGUAAAUCGAUCCUUUUGAAUUGUGACUCUGAAUCAUAUGUAAAUUCCAGUUAACAUACAUGUAAAUCCCUUUUGAAUUGUGACUCUGAAUCAUAUGUAAAUUCCAGUUAACAUACAUGUAAAUCCUUUUUGAAUUGUGACUCUGAAUCAUAUGUAAAUUCCAGUUAACAUACAUGUAAAUCCUUUUUGAAUUGUGACUCUGAAUCAUAUGUAAAUUCCAGUUAACAUACAUGUAAAUCCCUUUUGAAUUGUGACUCUGAAUCAUAUGUAAAUUCCAGUUAACAUACAUGUAAAUCCGUUUUGAUUCAAUCAUGCAUACUUGUCACAAUGUAAAUUCCAUCUAUGAUAUGUGUAAAUUCCUUUUGAGUGAUGAAUGUUUAUGAUAUGUAAAUUGUUUAUGAUAUGUAAAUUAUUUAUGAUCCUUAAAUAUUUAUGAUAUGUAAAGUUUUUUGAUUCCUGGUAUUCAUAUUCAAAGAGCCCAUAUUUUCAACAUCUAGAGUUCAUGGGUAAGCUAAGGUGGUACAAUUAUAACUGCUGCAGUGAAAAAAUGGCUUUUAGUAUACAUCAAUGCACACAUAGGCUAUAAUUACACCAGGGCUUUAAGUGCACCAUCUUACCUUACUGCAAGCCUGAUAAUGUUCCCGUAUGAUAUUGGUUGUGAGAGGUGUCCAGAUUAGAGAGGUCAAAUUCAAUGGAAACAUCCAAUAUGUGCUAAAGAAAUGUCCUCAAUAGAGAGGUUGUCCGGAAUAGAGAGUUGUCUGCUAUGGGCGGUUUCACUGUAUAUGGAUUGUCAUUAGAUGUUUACUUCCUUAUAACAUGAAACAUGUGAAUAUUUGAUGUUAUUUCUACAACCCAGUCAUGACGGUGUCAGUAUUCCGAGUCAUUUAGUCUCUUCCUCAUGAUUAGUGAUAGUUAUCAGCACAUUUUCUCAAGUUUGACCAGUCAAGUGUCUCUUCUGUCUACCUUGUCUUUCAUUCAUCCUCUUCCUAGUAUCAGCCUCAUAAUCCUGUUGGAUUUUCCUGGAGGUGUGGAGUCCACUACAGGCUACUGUCCACCUAUGUGGAAACUUUUACUUGCCCUGCCCUAGAGGUUAUCAUUACCGGCAUCGUAAACCUGUAUUUUUGCCGGAGGUAUGGAGUCCACUGCAGGCUACUGUUCACCUGUAUUAGCUGUUUUCCUUGCCUUCACAGAGCCACUUUGGUACAAGGGACCACAGCUUUAAGCUUCCUCUGACAGAGCCUCAUUAAUCAGACCUUAUAUUGAGCCUCACACUUGUAAAAAGCAAGGAAAUUCAUUUCCUUGUAAUGCCACUUCGGUUCAUCCAGAAAUACAACACUGGGUUCUGACCGCGAUUACAACUGAGCCGAAUAGUGUGAUGGAUAGCAGAAGUCAUAUUCAAUGAUUAGGAAGGCGUCUAAGAAGGGGAACAGGAAAUAUUGUAAUACUAAUUAUACUUUUAGACUAUACUUAAGAAUGUGCCAAUUAGUGUAAUUCUACAUGUUCCCUUUGUUAUGCACAACAAGCACAAUUGUAUAACUGUAUGUAUAAACACAUGAUAUUUGCACAAUGUCUGCAUCAGUUAUCUGUAAAGAAAUAUCUUGUUAUAUAUUAUUGUGUCAAAAGUUUAAUGGACCAACUGUACAAUAUUGUGUCAUUAUAAAUGUGCAGUGGACCUCCUUCGAGUUCGACCUGCUUGAAAGAAGAUUGUUUAUUUGUUUGUUAUCCUCUACAGUAGCAUUGAACUUUUAAAUGUACUGCCAAAAAUAUAUAGGAUCACGACAUAAUUUAUAUAUUUUUGGUAAAAUCAUUGUCAAGUUUUGUAUAUUUUAUACAUAUCAGUUGCUUAUUGUGUCAUUUUAUCAUGAGUUUGUGAGUUAAUCAUAUGAAUUAUGUAAAUAUUACUUCAUGAAUGGUAGAGUCACUUCCAGGUAUACAUGUGUAUGUGGAGUUGGGAGUUCCUGGGUAGAAGAUGGCACUGAGGGACCAUCUCAAAAUUACUAUGAAGACAAUGAAGAGGUGUGUUUCUAAAGGGAGAGUAGGGAAAAUCAAAUUCAGUGAUUUUGGAUAGAAGAUGGCACUGAGGGACCGUCUCCAAAUAACUGUAAAGACAAUGAAGGGUAAUGGGUGGGACAUUUGUAAUUUUAGACGUUUUUCCCAUAAUAUGGCUCAACUUAGAUGGGGGUUCCACCAACUUCCACACCUGGAAAAAGGUCUCAAAAUGUGCACGCGCUAUACUGCCCAUUUAAUAAUUGGUGUGUGUGGGGAAACUUUGCUUUUCAAUUCAGAGCCAAAAUUGUGGUUUAUGUGGGAAACCUUUGCUUUCGAGAGCCAAAAUUGUACAUUACAAAAUUUAGAACAUGACUAAUAAGAGAAUUGAAUUCAUUUGAUGAUAUUGACAUAGUAUUGGUGUUGCCUGUGAUCCGACCCAACUGGACAAUAUCCCAUUGCCGCAGCGUCUGUGGUGAUCAUGAAUAAA
Messenger RNA from Lineus longissimus, 6924 nucleotides. RefSeq names its product adenylate cyclase type 5-like. Bases 165 to 3623 code for a protein of 1152 amino acids. The transcript has 20 exons. Gene Ontology annotation, biological process: adenylate cyclase-activating G protein-coupled receptor signaling pathway; cAMP biosynthetic process; intracellular signal transduction. NCBI's taxonomy places the organism in Eukaryota, Metazoa, Nemertea, Pilidiophora, Heteronemertea, Lineidae. Gene Ontology annotation, molecular function: adenylate cyclase activity. The record is from RefSeq and is a predicted model, not a curated record. Gene Ontology annotation, cellular component: plasma membrane.